AUGGAACAACUUUUGGGAAACGGAGGCAGGAACAAGUAUGUAUGUAAACAAAAGAACAGCUGUCACUGAACCGCAAAACUUUUUGGCAGCAGCAGCAGUUCAGUGGAGUGAGAGAACUGACGAGGAAACACGUCCAAGAGAAGGCGUUGAUCAUUUAGGUGCCAAUAUUAAAUCACCUUUGCAGUGAUCAACUCUUGACUUGUAGUCCUAGAAACAUCAUGUGCUCUAUACAUGAAGUGCAGCCAACACUUAAGUACACAAGCAGCACAGACAGGUGCAUCUGCUGGUUAUGUGGGGACAUGAGAGACUGAAGUGGCACAGAAAAACUGGUUUGAGGCAGUAAAUUACUGCUGUGAGGCAAACCAUGCAGCAGCUAUGCAAAUUAUCAUACGAUGAGAUCCACAAGGUGCCGCCUAAAGAAAUCUUGACUGUGUUUACAUCUUUUGAUUGAUGGCGAUUUUAUCUCGUGUCAGAUACAUCAGUGUUAAUGUAAAAGCAGAGAGGUGUUUGUCAGUUGCAGCUCUGUUUGACCCGUCUUUCCGUUUCCAUUGGCAGUUAUGGCAAACCGUUACUGUGGUCGUGUUGAGUUGGCAUCACUAACAAACAGCAGCGGGAGCACAUGAAAACACCGAUACAGCUGAUGUUUUUGUUGCUGACCCUGUCUUUUGAAAUCCCCUGUAGCACACAUCGGGGCGGACGUCCGGACCAGAUACCAACGCUGGCUGGCGACUGUGGAGCAGCUGAGGAGGAGGCACUGUUACUACAACCAGAGAAGAGAGCGUGGAUUCAAAGCAAGAUGGAGACUGUUCAGGAACGCAAGCCAAAAAGGCCUCACUACAUUCCCCGACCGCCGGGCAAGCCCUUCAAAUACCAGUGUUUCCAGUGUCCGUUCACCUGCAACGAAAAGUCCCAUCUCUUCAACCACAUGAAAUACAACUUGUGUAAAAACUCCAUCUCCCUGGUGUCACAGAAAAACGGGCAAACGGCCCGACAGUUCAAGGCGGCAGCAAAGGGAGUCCCCGUCAAACCUAAAGAGUGCCCGAGCCCACUGCCUGCAGGUCAGAACAGUCCCGAGAAGCAGCAAACUGAGGAGAACAAAGACGAGAGCAUAGAUGACACAGAAGAAGUCGACGUUGGGUGUGACAGUCCGAUCGAAAAGGACAACCAGAAUGCGACAAAAUCAAAUACAGUAACAGAGAGUGGGAACAGGGAGAGUGAUGAAGACACGUCUCUGCCGCACCCUUCUGCUUUCUCUCCUGUCACACCCAAAAGUGACGGAGCAGAAGGCCUUAAGUCACCUGUGCAGCAGCCCGAGGAGUCGCAAGCUCCUGUUCCCUCCUUCAACCCUCCAGGCUUCCCAUGGGGCACAAUUCCACCGCCCAUUCCCUUAAAACCAUACCCCCCUCCCUUGAUUCCUGAAUACUCUCCUUAUCACCUGACAGAUCGGCCUCUAUAUCCACCAUACUAUUUCCCACGAAACCACGCGAACGAGCCAAACACUCCUUCUUUCCGGCCAGAGUUUCUGGAUCCACAGAGGCCGGUGAUACCACAACCCAUCGGCCCAACUCACACCCCACUCUUCCCCCCAUACCCAUACAGAUACUGCCACCCUCUUCAACCGGUCCCCCCUCUGCAUUACACUCUAUACAGACCCCAUGAGUUCUCCAUGCCAAUUACAGGGCCCAGGUAUCUUCCUUUGGACUUGUAUGGCACGACAUUUGGGCCCAAGGAUUACGACUUGUACACGCACUCACAUCCCAGCCUGAGCGGCCUCAACACAUCUACGCAAGAGGAGAGCAGCCACAGACAGAGUGGAGACAAGGAAACCAGGCUGAGCCCUAAAGAGGGCUGUUCAGCCUUGGGGUCGCCUGACAGACCGAGUCAUGCACACAUCAUCCUGAGAGAGUCAGAGGCACCGCACAGCACCAACACGGCCGAGCCGCAAACAACCACCCAACCAGGACAAACGAGACAAGAGGAGUCUGCAGAAGGCUCGCUACAGUUAAGAGCCCAGCGUGCAGAUGGAGGAUCAGCUGAAAGCAGCAGAUACUCGUCGUCGUCCCUUUCUGAGUUCUGCCCUGAAAUUGCGUCAGAACAAGAUGGUGAGGACACCAGAGAAGAUCUGGCCCCACUUAACCUCUCAACAAGGACCCGCCCAUCUGAACACAGACUGAGCUGCUCAGACUCAGAGGACUCAACGCAAGACGAGCUGCCUCUGAACCUGAGCCUGCGACCAUCUGCACACAGCUCUGUCCUGAGCACUUCAGAAGAUCUGCAGGAGAGGCCAGACACCGAGCUGGGCGAAGAACCGUGUGACCAGAGGCAGACUGCAGCACUGGCACUCUGUCAGCUCGCCAGCGCAAACUCAGCUGCCUCUUCGUGUGACUUCAGCGCUGCAGUCAGCUCCUCUGAGGGUUGCACAGAGGCAAGAAGUGCUGGCUCUCAAAAGAAGACCAAGCACACAAUCAAGGCAAAGACAGCAGGCGUGAAAAGAGCAAACAGUGGCCCGGCUGAAAACAGCUGCCAUAAACCAAGCAAGAGAGCCAAAGCACCGGGGCGGGCUCUGAGGAGGAGAGCUCGCUGCUGCUAAAAACUCUGUUAUAAUAUUUGUUAAUACGGACAGAAUAUCUUCACCACGAGAAGCCUCAACAAGAAAAGAUCAACUUAAUGAACAUUAAUGUUAAUAAAGCACUGAAAGAGUUGAUAGCAGGAGCAGAUGUGACAUGUCUAUAGCACUAAAGAUCACAGAUAUGUGAAUAAUAUGUCUUGUUCUCACACUUGAUUUGAAAGGUGAAAGGCGUGUUUUAUAAGGGCUGUGUAUAUUUAAAUCUGGACUUGUUUUGUCAUGUAAAAAGUUGAUGAUGGAAGAUGUAUCACUGAAUGUAAAUAUGUUGAAUAAA
This is a messenger RNA of Acanthopagrus latus (yellowfin seabream), 2900 nucleotides long. RefSeq names its product zinc finger protein 750 (gene znf750). Gene Ontology annotation, molecular function: RNA polymerase II cis-regulatory region sequence-specific DNA binding; DNA-binding transcription activator activity, RNA polymerase II-specific; promoter-specific chromatin binding. The coding region runs from base 620 to 2590 and encodes 656 amino acids. The record is from RefSeq and is a predicted model, not a curated record. The transcript is spliced from 4 exons. Lineage: Eukaryota; Metazoa; Chordata; Actinopteri; Spariformes; Sparidae. Gene Ontology annotation, cellular component: nucleus. Gene Ontology annotation, biological process: epidermis development; positive regulation of transcription by RNA polymerase II.